This is a messenger RNA of Mus pahari (shrew mouse), 552 nucleotides long. Its product is annotated as late cornified envelope protein 3B-like. NCBI's taxonomy places the organism in Eukaryota, Metazoa, Chordata, Mammalia, Rodentia, Muridae. Gene Ontology annotation, biological process: epidermis development. The record is from RefSeq and is a predicted model, not a curated record. The transcript has a single exon. Bases 49 to 345 code for a protein of 98 amino acids.
UCCCUAUAAUGUUUCUAUCCUACUCUUCUAGGUCAAGUUCCUGCCGAGAUGUCCUGCCAGCAGAGCCAGAAACAGUGCCAGCCUCCUCCCAAAUGCCCCUCCCCAAAGUGCUCCCCAAAGUGCCCCCCAAAGAGCACAACCCAGUGUCUGCCUGCAGCCUCUUCCUGCUGUGCUACAAGCCCUGGGGGCUGCAGUGUCCCCAGCUCUGAGGGAGGCUGCUGCCUGAGCCACCACAGGCGCAGGUCCCACAGAUGCAGGCGCAGGAGCUCCAGUUCCUGUGACCGUGGCAGUGGUCAGCAGUCUGGGGGAUCAGGCUGUGGCCACAGCUCUGGGGGCUGCUGCUAACUUGCAUCCUGAGGUUGAGACAAAAGAGUUUGGAGUACUGAGCAGCAGUGCCACGUUGGCUUAUUCUUUCUUCAGAUAUUAGAAUCUGUCUUGGGCUAUGUGUUCGUGAGCUCUUCUAAUGGAUUUUCCAAAAGGCUGUUGCUUCUUCUCCUCAUGGUUCCAUCACUCGUGUCCAACCAUGUAGGCAAAUAAAAUUCUUUCUCAAUA